AUCGACCCGUUUCUGUCGCCGAAGUAGAUUUUUCACCUAACUGGUCGGUCGUCGAGUCGGUCCGUAGUUGCGAAUAAAUAACUUUCAAGAGUUUGCGUCGUUAUAAAUAUCGUUUUCAUCAUGGCCAAGUUCAAUUUGGGAACGGUGAUUCUGUUGGGAACGGUGCUCGGUUCGGCGUUGGCCCACUACAGUGGCCCAUUUCUCUUCUGGGGAGUGAGUGAUUUGAAGGGCGUCCAAGUGUCUGCUCUGGAAGGGCUCGACGAUAAGUUUCUGCGGGAUGUGUACUCCAAUGCGGCGGCUGUGGUGGUUUUUCUACGGAACGGAACGGCCAAGUUGAACGACGAUAACUUCCCCAGCUUCCGGAGGAUAAUCGAGAAGCACGAGUAUGUGUACAGUGCCCAGGAGGAGCUGAGCUCCAACCCGCUCGAUUACAACAUCAAUGCCGAGAUAAUCAACCUGGUCGGUUCCCCUGUUCAGCAAGACGUGGAACUGGCAGCCCUCUAUCGCGAUUCAACGGCCAACUACGGCGAGCACAAAGUGCUCGGAAUUUUGGCCAGCCGUUGGGACGAACCGCACCACAAAUUGUGGAAGCGUGAAGCCAAACAGGACGAUUCGGCUACGAGCACCACGCCAGCGGGACCCACCGAAGAGCCCGUUAUGGAAGACGCCAUCUACAACGGUAAGGACAAGGCCAUAAUCUACAUGACCUCGGCUCCGGUGCUGAGCAUUAACAGCACCGACGAGGAGAGCAUUGUCCUCAACAAGCACACCACCGUGACGUACGAUUCUCGCGAGGGCGAAAGCACGCUGAUGGUCACUUUCAAGACGGAGGAUACCACCAAGGUAACGCUCAAGUUCCGCUUCGAGAUAGACGCCGGCUACUGGAGCAUGCCGAAGGUAGAUGUCCAGCUGAUCGACACUAAAAGUAAAGAUACCAGCAAAACGCCCGAUACCACUCUGGAAAUCAGCGAAGCCGACACCCCGUACGCACCCCUCGGAUUCUCCUACUCCUGCUCUAGGCAGCUGGUAUUCCGCAAUGGAUCCACUGUUCUAACACUGGAAAACAUUCAGGUCCAACCGGCGCUGGAAAAUGGUCCCAAGUUCGGCAGCGCCUGGGACUGCAUCGGCUUCACAACGGCCCCGAUCUGGUCCGGUUUGUUCGUGACAUCGUUCAUGGCCGUCGGGCUGGCACUGGCCAUCUGCGCCAUACUGGACAUCAAACCUCCGAACCGGUUCGAGUCCCGCACCGGAAAGCAACUCACGUUCACCGUACAGGAGUAAGCAGGACCACCCCCCAGUGGCCCGUGGUCAAUAGCUUCUAACCUUUUAGCGACCCGCAUGAACAACCUUUAGCACUACAUUGAGGGGACGCAGACGCGUACGAGAGCCGACUGAAAUAACGAAGAAAAUAGUGUGUAGUAGCAAAAGCCAGGAGUUAAUCACCUGGUCUACCAGAGAGGGUACAUGGCGAUUACCGUGGGUCUUGAUUCAACGACACAGUUUACAAACGCCACUGCUGUUGAUGCGUGGAGAGAUUAAUAAAUAGAAAAUAAACCGCUCCCUCUUGAAACCGCCAACCAACCAACGCCGCUGCUUCGGAACUAACUAACCGGGGAAACUCUCCUGCGUUUCCACUAAAUCAAUGCAAAUAGCUAUGCAAAGUGCGUUACGUACCGCCAAUCUUGUUUCAAUAGGGUACGACUGGAUGUAAAACUUUUCAAUAAUUGUAAUUUUUAUCACUUUAUUUUUUUGUUUGUUAUGUUUUGCACCAUGACCCCACUUUUAGAUAA
Molecule: messenger RNA, 1790 nt
Organism: Aedes aegypti (yellow fever mosquito)
Lineage: Eukaryota; Metazoa; Arthropoda; Insecta; Diptera; Culicidae
Exons: 4
Coding region: 121-1281 (386 amino acids)
Cellular component (GO): proton-transporting V-type ATPase complex
Source: RefSeq, a predicted model, not a curated record